Toxotes jaculatrix (banded archerfish) is the source of this 1744-nucleotide messenger RNA. It is a transcript of the gene eif4ebp2, whose product is annotated as eukaryotic translation initiation factor 4E binding protein 2. The record is from RefSeq and is a predicted model, not a curated record. The transcript is spliced from 3 exons. Gene Ontology annotation, cellular component: cytoplasm. Gene Ontology annotation, biological process: negative regulation of translational initiation. Gene Ontology annotation, molecular function: eukaryotic initiation factor 4E binding. Bases 184 to 528 code for a protein of 114 amino acids. Lineage: Eukaryota; Metazoa; Chordata; Actinopteri; Toxotidae.
GUCGCGCUUCCUGCCUUGCUGAGGGAGGGGACGGUGCUGACGGCUGGGAGGACGAAAGGAGAAAGAAAGCCUUUUGGGAAGAUAAAAGAGAGAGGGGAACGGCCCGGGUUUCCACCGUCCGUCGGGAAAUAAACACCCCAGUUUUCUGUAGCUGCUGGAUUUGUCACCGAAUCGGCGCUGAAAAUGUCGACCAGUCGUCAGCUUAGCGAGAGCAGGGCCAUCCCGACCAGGACGGUGUUGAUCAACGACACAACGCAGCUACCUCAUGACUAUUGUACCACCCCUGGAGGCACUUUAUUCUCUACCACUCCUGGAGGAACUCGGAUCAUCUAUGACCGCAAGUUCCUUCUGGACAGGCGUAAUUCUCCUAUCGCCCAGACUCCCCCAGCUCACCUGCCUGUUAUCCCCGGAGUGACCAGCCAAAAUGUCCUGAGUGAGAACCAGAAGAAUGAAGCCAACAACCACAUCAACAACCAUGAUGGCAAGCCCACAACCGGUGAUGAUGCUCAGUUUGAAAUGGACAUCUAACUGACUGGAACCACACCAGCAAAAGCAAAUGACCUGGCAUCACACGUGUCAGUGGCUUGGCUUGUAGAAACCAAUGUUGUGAGCCCUCAUGGCAGCCAUCUUCUUUAGCUCUCUGUCUCGCUGCUGGAUGUAAUGUGUGUAAACCAUGGGGAUUCAGUAUAUCAUACAUACAGGUACAGUGUGGUCAACUCUGGAAGCUAGAUUUACUUGUAUGGUUUCCAUAGUUGCCAGUUGCUGUACAAACACAACAACAACCACACAACAAGGGAGCAGGUCUGAAUAUUUACCAGACACACUGUCCAAUUAGUAGAUUGCAGUGCUCAUUUUACAUCUUUCUGAGUCAGGAUUUUUAACAGAGCACACUGUAAAACUGAUAAAAAUUCAAGUCAAUUUGGGGAGGAAGUGGUCAUUUUUCGUACUGGCCUUAGAAUCAGUCAAAAGCUUUGAUACACAUCACAGUCUUUUGUUUUGAAAACCCUUGUAAGCAUCUUAUUUAAGUGAUUUUUUUUUCUUUUUGGUUUUUGGAACUACUUGAAAAGCUCCGCAAUCUAUUAUCGGUUGUUUGGUCAGUUUAGUUUCCCGUGACGCUACGUAAAGGGAUGCUGUGUUGUUGUUUUUUCUUUUCCAAUUAGGUAAAGAUUUCAUGCCAUUCCAAGAUUUUAGUUUCCAUUACCAACACAAGCCUGUGUGAGUUUCCAAUUUUCAGGGGAAAACAUUUUUUUAAAAUGAAUCUUAGGCCGUAAUUUAAUUGUUUUGUAGUCAUCAAAUGAUUGUAUUUCCCACUAUUUUGUAAAGCUAAUUGUAAAUCCAGCAACUUCAAACAAGCUUCUCAUUUAGAAUUAAAUUUCAGUAUAGUAUAACAAUAUCAAGACGUUCAGUUCAUCACUAUUGUGAUCUUGCUAUAAAUUUGGUUUGCACAUUUCUCCUGCCAAGAAAUACACCUUUAAAAUCUUCUUUGAUUUAACUGUUUUUUUGUGUUGGCAAGAACUUUGUGUUCACAAUUUGAUAAAUCUAAGUAAGGAGGUAAUACUUAGCAACAUCUGUCAGGUGUUUUUCAAUACCCAGACCAGAUAAACAUUUAGAACAAUGUGGAAAUGGUUAAUAUCCCAGUGUUCAUUUUUGGGUGAAAUACAAGAAGAUUUUUGAAAAACAAAAACAAAGUAACCCAGAUGUUUUAUAUGCAUUUUAUUUUUUAAUACAGUUUCUUAGUAUUGAG